GAGCAGUGUCACUGUGGGUGUGACUCACAACGCCAGGAGAGAACUGAGGACUUCUUUCAACUAGAUAGCAGAGUGUGAAGGAGGCUUGGCGUGGUCAGGGUGACACUUCCUUCCCCUGAGCACAACAGGAAGGUGCAGUCAGUGGAGCAAGUCCCCGGCAGCUUCUGUGUCCCGAGUCAGCCUCAUAAGCACACAGAACAUCAUCUUGUAUUAUAUGAGAAAGGAGUAUCCCUGUCACACACGGGAAAAAAAUGUUUUUGUGGGUGUUAGCCCUCCUGAUCCUCUGUGCUUUUCUGUGGAACUGUAAAGGACGACUGAAGAUUGCAGACAUCAAAGAUAAGUACAUUUUCAUCACCGGAUGUGACACAGGCUUUGGAAACUUGGCAGCCAGGACUUUUGAUAAAAAAGGAUUUCAUGUCAUUGCUGCCUGUCUGACUGAAUCGGGAUCAACAGCUUUGAAGGCAGAAACCUCACAGAGACUUCGCACGGUGCUUCUGGAUGUAACUGACCCUGAGAAGGUGAAGAGGACCGCCCAGUGGGUGAAGAACCAAGUUGGGGAAAAAGGUCUCUGGGGGCUGAUCAAUAACGCGGGGGUGCUGGGCGUGCUGGCUCCCACAGACUGGCUGACCGUGGAGGACUACAGGGAACCUAUUGAAGUGAACCUGUUCGGACUCAUCAGCGUGACAUUAAAUAUGCUUCCCUUGGUCAAAAAAGCUCGAGGGAGGGUGAUCAAUGUCUCGAGCAUCGGAGGUCGGCUUGCAAUUGGCGGAGGGGGCUACGCCCCAUCCAAAUAUGCAGUGGAAGGAUUCAAUGACAGUUUAAGACGGGACAUGAAAGCUUUCGGUGUGCAUGUCUCAUGCAUUGAACCAGGAUUGUUCAAAACCCAACUGUCAGAUCCGAUAAAGACAGCCGAAAAAAAACUUGCCGUUUGGAGGCAUCUAUCUCCAGAUAUCAAACAACAAUAUGGAGAAGGUUACAUUGAAAAAAGUCUAGACAAAUUGAAAAGCACAGCACCCUGCGUGAACGUGGACCUCUCUCUGGUGGUGGAGUGCAUGGACCACGCCCUAACAAGUCUGUUCCCGAAGACUCGUUAUGCUGCUGGCAAAGAUGCCAAAGCUUUUUGGAUACCUCUGUCUCACAUGCCAGCCAUUCUGCAAGACUUUUUAUUGUUGAAACAGAAAGUAGAGCUGGCUAAUCCCAAGGCCGUGUGAUUUCAACUCAUCACAAAAGCCUAUCCAGGCUUUGAGACUGGCUGACCUCAAGGCCACAUCUCCUUUUCAAUCCCAUUUCUUACCUAAUCCAACUUGGAAUCACCUCGGUCAUGCUUAUUUUUACAGACAAAGGAGACUUACCAUUCCAAUAUUCUUCCAGGGCUCCUUCCCAGGACUUCUUUCCCAGUAAGUUCAGAAAUGCCAUAUCUCAUAGGCCAGUCCUGCCCAUUUGAGACAGUGUGUGCUUGGCGGGAUGGAAGAGAAGUUGGAAGACUUCCUCUUCCAAAAUGAAGUACACCCCUGCCUGCCCCGUGCUCAUUGGGUAACCUGGACUGUUCAGUGGUGUCUCUUAUCAAAAUAUUGAGCAAUAAGUAAAUGUUUUCCUAAGUGAGUUAGACAUUUCUGUUACCUUGCUAAGAAAAAGACUCUAAAGGACUGGAACUCAGUUGUGAUAAGCUUUGAUAGGAACAGGAAAAGGAAGAGAGAUAAAGCAUUAUGUGAUACUGGGAUGAGCCAAAGGGUGGCCAAAUUCAACAUUCUUUUCAGUGUUUUCAGAAUAUACAUAUUCCUCCUCUCGGUCUUAUGACCUGUCUUUAUUUUUUGGACAAUUCUAUACAUCUUGUUUAUAGAGCCUCAGUGUCUUUUUUUUGU
Molecule: messenger RNA, 1862 nt
Organism: Fukomys damarensis (Damara mole-rat)
Lineage: Eukaryota; Metazoa; Chordata; Mammalia; Rodentia; Bathyergidae
Gene: Dhrs9
Product: dehydrogenase/reductase 9
Exons: 5
Coding region: 252-1211 (319 amino acids)
Source: RefSeq, a predicted model, not a curated record